Camellia sinensis is the source of this 1173-nucleotide messenger RNA. RefSeq names its product ethylene-responsive transcription factor ERF039. Gene Ontology annotation, molecular function: DNA binding; DNA-binding transcription factor activity. Gene Ontology annotation, biological process: regulation of DNA-templated transcription. Lineage: Eukaryota; Viridiplantae; Streptophyta; Magnoliopsida; Ericales; Theaceae. The record is from RefSeq and is a predicted model, not a curated record.
CCAAAGUGUACAACCCUUUAAUGCCUGAGGCCCCAUUGCUUUUUGUGUCUUAGACUUUAUUCCAUUUUGUGUAAGAAUUAUAAGAAGCUCUUCUUCCCAUGAUCCAUCCCCCCAAAAGCCCCCCACACACUAUGGAAGAAACUCUUAGUAUAAAAUGGGAUGAUCAAACCACCUCUUCCACUUCCUCCACCACUACCACCACCCCUGUUGUUGCCACUGCUACGUCCUCGGGACCCAAAUUAGUGGCAAAAGAAGGCUCAAAGAGAGUUCAAGAAACCGAAAUUGGUACUGGUGAGACUAGCAAGAAGAAGGUUAAGAAAGGUGAUGAUGGAAAACACCCAAUUUACCGCGGCGUACGGAGGCGGAGUUGGGGCAAAUGGGUGUCCGAAAUUCGGGAGCCGAGGAAGAAGUCGAGAAUAUGGCUUGGGACCUUCGCAACGGCUGAAAUGGCUGCUCGAGCCCACGAUGUAGCUGCCAUUGCAAUCAAAGGCCAGUCUGCUCAUCUCAACUUCCCGGAGUUGGUCCAUGAGCUACCUAGCCCGGCUUCCAAGUCACCAAAAGACAUUCAAGCCGCGGCAGCCCAAGCUGCCGCCUUAGCCACACUUAGAAGCCAUGAAGCAGAAGCUGAGCUGAGCCAAGCUGAGUUGAUGAGCUCCCAAUCUUCCUCUGAUCAUGAGUCUGGAGAAUCAUCAAAUUCACCUCUAAGCAACAUUGAUGACCCAUUUUUGGACCUGCCAGACCUCUUCCUCGACUUCGGCCAUCAAAUGGAUGAGCGGUAUUACACACCGACAUGGCAGCGGAGCCGAAUCGAGCCAGUUUAUGAUGAGUUUUGGGCUGAAGAAGACCCUUUCUUAUGGGUUUACUGCUAGAGGUAGCUGUGAUGCCUCAAAUUGGCUGCACCAUUUGGCUGAAAAUUAUGUGUCCAAAUUGAUGCUUAAGUGGGAUCAAGAAAAUCAAGAAGAACAAGUUUGAUUAUAUAGAAACAUUACAAGUUGAUCAGUUUGGAUUUUCAUGGCUUGAAAGUGUUUGCUUCUCUGUGAACAUUACUCAUCCUUUAAAGGUUACAAGAUGUCUUGGUCUUCAUCUCCUAUUCAUGAUAUACAACAUUAAGGUAGUGUUUGAUUUACUAAAAUAAAAUUAAAAUAAAGUGAAAUAAAAUUAUCAUUUUUAAUC